Drosophila rhopaloa is the source of this 3553-nucleotide messenger RNA. RefSeq names its product Krueppel-like factor luna. The transcript has 5 exons. Gene Ontology annotation, biological process: regulation of transcription by RNA polymerase II. NCBI's taxonomy places the organism in Eukaryota, Metazoa, Arthropoda, Insecta, Diptera, Drosophilidae. The record is from RefSeq and is a predicted model, not a curated record. The coding region runs from base 1124 to 2995 and encodes 623 amino acids. Gene Ontology annotation, molecular function: DNA-binding transcription factor activity, RNA polymerase II-specific; RNA polymerase II cis-regulatory region sequence-specific DNA binding.
AAGUCGAAGCGGAAAGACGCGUUUUGCUCUCGUCCUCUUUUUGCCGGUUAUUCGGAAAAUCGCAAUCGCAGUUAUCGGAAGAAUCUUAACAAUCGCACUGAUAAUUAUUUUGGCCAACAUAAAGCACAAAGCGCAUAUCCAAAAGAUACGAAAAAAAACCUCACGGAUUACGAUUUUGUUUAUAUGCCGUGGGUGCGUGCGUGUGCGUGUGAGUAUCUGUGUGAGCAGCGCGUGUAAACAAAAAACGAGCGUUGUAUCUUCGGCUUUGAUAAGCUGAAAAGUUUGAUAAUAAGGCAGGAAAACACAAGUGCUACUACUGUUGAAAGGAAAUCCAAACAAAUCGCCGGCAAGUGGAAUAGUGAAAUUUAAGAUACAACUGUAAAUACAGCGGAAUUAUUGAAAAAUAUACACAUAAUAUCGGCUGGCGAUAUCGCUGCAAAUUAAAGCCGUGAAAAAUUCGCUGAAAACAGCAACAACAACAACAACAGCAACAAGCAAUUGUUGUGUGUAAAAAUAUACGACUAAGUUCUUAUCGGUGUGCGAUCGUUGUUGUUAUUAUUGUUCUAUAUGCUGGUUAGUUGAGUUGUUGUUAUUUUGCCUUAGCCGGCGUCGAUGUCUCGGUGUUAGUGUGUCGGUGUGUUUGUGUGCAAACGAGUUUGCAAAAAAAAAUAAAGAAAAAAAAAUAUUGCAGUUACGGUGGCAAGUGUUGCAGAGAUACACCACCAACAACAACAACGACAGCAGCAGCAGCAACAACGUCAGCGACAGCAACAACAAGUUAGCCAGAAACCAACACACAACCAGCCACAAAAAUAUUGGGAUGCAUUCAUAAAUGAGUGGAGAUAAAUGAAAUCCAAAUAAAAGUGCUGAAAUUAAAUAAAUGUUAAGUAAAUAAGAAACCAAAAAUACCACAAUUAAAUAACGAGCGUGUGCAAAGUGUAGAUCAAUACAAAUCAGCUAUAUAUUAUCCAUAUAUAGGCCAAUAUCCCAGCGCGAGUGCUAAAAUGCUGUCCGUCGCAGCAUCGGUCAUCGUCGGGAUGCAUAAAUCUCUCUGAAAUCAAAAUUAAACCAAUCAAAAUAACCAACUAGCGUAUUAAAUCAAAUCAAAAUUUCAUCAAAACCCAUGUCAAAUUGUUGCCCCAUCAACAGUUUGAGCAAAUAUUUUCUUCGGCCCAACCAAACAUUAAUAAACGGCCUCAAAACGGAGUCCAUAGAGUUUUCCUACGCGGGACUCGAGGAUUUCGAGAUGGAUAUCCUACCGAGUGGCAACAUCUUCAACGAGCUGGAGCGGAUCUGCACCACCGGCUACUUCUCAUCACAGCCGUCGAUCGAGGAUCAAUGGCAACAGACCUGCUACGAACUGGAGCGCUAUCUGAAGGAUGAGCCGAAGCUGCAGAAGAAGAACAACCCCUGGGACAUCUUCUCCACGAACGCCCGCCUGCUCGAGGAGCUGAAGAUCAAGGAGCAGCACCUGGACACGAUCUCGACGACCUCCUCGCUCUCGUCCAUCUGCUCGCGCAUCUCGUGGGACAGCAAUGGCUCCCAGGCGCUCAGUUGCUCCGUGCUGGUGAAGCAGGAGCGGAUCGACGAGGAGGACGACGAGGUGGGCUGUGACGACAAGUUGAGUGUCCUCCUGGCGGCGCCACCCUCGGCCAUCUCCCCCAAUCCCAGCAUCGGCAGUGCGGGCAACAUGACGCCCACCAGCAGCAGCAGCAGCAGCAGCAUCAGCAGCAAUAGCAGUGGCACCUGCAACACCAGCAGCAGCAACAUCAUUGCCAGUCCGCUGAGCAGUCUGGGCAGUGGCAGCACCAUCACAGUGAGCUCCCGGAACAGCACGGCGCCGGGCAUUAAGGUGCGAGUGGUCCAGGCCAAGGGUCACCAGGGCAGCAGUGCGAGAUUGCACCUUGGUCAUGUGCAGGACUUUGUGCUGCCCACGCUCACGCCGCCCUCCUCGCCAGAAUCCAGCCUGCGCAGCCACAACUACGCCCAGCAACUGGAGGCCAACGAUCUGGCGGCACUGAUACAGCAGCAGCGGCAACAGCAGCAGCAACAGCAACAGCAGCAGCAGCAGCAACAUCAGCCGCAGCAGCGACAGGCACAGCAGCAACACCAACAGACGAGCAACUCCACACCCGCAACAGCAAUCCUGCGAUUCACCAGCCAGAGCAAUCCCACAAUGACGCAACUGCAGCAGCAGCAACAGCAGUUGGCCGUCCAGCAUUUGAGCAUAUCGCCGCAGGGCCUCGGCAGCAAUUCGCCCAAGAGCACCAGCAGCAGUAGCAGCAACAGCAGCAACAGCAUCAGCAGCAGCAGUAGCAGCAGCAGCAGCAGCAUCAGCAGCAGCAACAGCAGUAGCAGCAGCAGCAUCAGCAGCUCCAGCAACAACAGCAGCAGCAACACCAGCGAUCAGCCAACCCACAGCAACAUUCCGCGCAGCACCAUCGUCCGACUGACAACGGCCAACGGCAAACCGGGAGCCGCGGGAAUCAGUCUGGCCCGCGUCAUUCAGAUGCAGAACAACGGCAAUGCUAAUGUUGCCGCCGUGCUCAGUGCGGCAGCCAACAGCAGCAGCAGCAGCAGCAGUAGCAGCGGCAGCACCAGCAGCAACAGCAGCAACACAGCGACACCGCAGCAACAGGUGACGUCGCAACGGGCCGAAAAGUCAUCGAAUGGCUCCUCCAAAUCGCACCACCCGCGCCAACAUCACAGCGAACACAGCCCGGACGCCAAGCGGCGAAUACACAAGUGCCAAUUUCUGGGCUGCAAAAAAGUCUACACCAAGAGCUCGCACCUGAAGGCCCACCAAAGAACGCACACAGGUGAGAAGCCGUACAAGUGCUCCUGGGAGGGCUGCGAAUGGAGGUUCGCGCGGAGCGACGAGCUGACCCGCCACUACCGCAAACACACAGGUGCCAAGCCGUUCAAGUGCCGCAACUGCGAUCGCUGCUUCUCGAGGUCCGAUCACCUGGCGCUGCACAUGAAGCGCCACAUGUGAGGCGAGAUUUAAGCGGGGACAGCCGGGAAAGCCGGGAAAGCGGAGAAAGUCGGAAAAGCCAGAGCCGGAGAAAGGAAAGGAGGAGUUCAGCGGAAACUGUGUGCCAUCAAGGAACGAUGAAAAACUUGCGUAACGCUAAUCAAAACCACUUAACUCGUGGAGCAGAGAGGGGUGGUAAAAAUAAAAAUAUAAAAAACAUAAACAAAAAAAAAAGGAGGAAAAACAAAAAAGAAAACAUCACAACACAAGCACAAAGAUGGAAAUUCAAGUUCUCUGAUUCUGAUUGAUAUUUGUGUUGCCAUUAUUGUCGCCGUUAUCGUUUUCGUUAUCGUAUGGUUAUCGUCGUUAUCGUUUCAAUUGCAAAUUCGAUUUGUUUCAAUGCCUUGUUAAGUGUAAGUUUAAGCUAUAGCAGCCUGAUCGCAUUUCCCCCAUUCACACCUAGCAUUUAGCCGCAAGUUUUGAACAAACAGCAAAAAUUGUGUACAAUCUACCAAAGCUAAGCAGAUUUCUUUAAUUAGUGAAGCAGCAACAAAAACAGCAAGCGCUGAAAAAAAACAA